UGGGUUCUGCCUGAGAGUCCGUGUGUGCGGUGCGCGCUCGAGCUAAUGAACAGUUUUCGCUAAAGGAGACACACCUCGAGCCGAAGAAGUGUUCCGGAGACGCACUAAUGGUGCUCGAACCACUUUGUCAUUUUAAAUAAUAAACGAGCAGAGUUGGGAAAGUCGCGUCGGGUUCUACUUUGAGAUCCGUGUGAUCCUGGAAGGAGUGUCAUGGCAGAACCGGACUACCUGGAGGGAGACUGUGAUGAGCUCAUCCAACCCAAAAAGCUGAUUAAUCCAGUCAAGAGCUCCCGAAACCACCAGGACCUACACAGAGAGCUUAUUAUGAACCAGAAGAGGGGCCUUGCUCCUCAGAACAAGCCAGAGCUCCAGAAAGUUCUAGAGAAGAGGAAGAGAGAACAAGUUAUCAAGGCCCAAAAGGAGGAGCAGGAGGCUCACAAGAAGAGAAGCGACCUGGAAAUAGAGCUCAUGAAAAGACAACAGAAACUAGAGCAGCUUGAACUGGAGCAGCAGAAAAGUCAGGAGGAGCAGGAAAACACCCCUGAGUUUGUGAAGAUGAAGGGCAACCUGCGCCGCACCAAGCAGGAAGCCGGCGGUGAAGAGCAAGCCACCUAAAAUCCAGCCGGGGUGUCUGGGUCUGGCUGACUGAGAAGCCAAGGAGUGUGUGUUGUGUCUGUGGCAACACGAUGGUAACCUGACCAAGAUGAGCCUCUUGGCGUUCCCUUACCCAGCUGUUCCUUCCUGCAGCAAGGAGAGAUACUUUAGAGACUAAAGACCCCCAACCCCUUCUUUCUCCCUGCAAUGGACCGCCAGCACUCGCUCCUGUCCAGCAGUACGCAGCAUCCCCACUCACAGGAGGCACCUAACACAGACAUGUUACACGCUUUUCAACACGGGCCAGCAAGCUUCCAAUGAGCUCUAGUGGAGGAAAGGAACCAAACCCAAUCUGUCUUUGCUCUUUUUCUCCUCUGCGAGCUCUCGUUUCUAUUUCCUGUUAUCAGUGUUGUCAUUAUUGUUUUUGUUGCUCAUAUUCACAAUCAUAGAAAAAUCAAAAAGUGGACACUGGAUGGACUCUUAAAGCUGUGUAAAAUAAAAGCCAAACAAAUGUGCUUUUUGUUAUUUAUGUUGGUAGCUUUUAGCCCAGGUGUAGGGGAGGACACUUUUAGUCAUUCUGUGUUUUAUUUUGUUUUACAGCAUGGCAUAUAAAGCCAGAACAGGACAAAGGGAGUGUGAGGUUGUGUGAAAAUAUGCUUUAUUGUUUUGUUUUUUUUAAUGUACAU
Molecule: messenger RNA, 1280 nt
Organism: Xiphophorus couchianus (Monterrey platyfish)
Lineage: Eukaryota; Metazoa; Chordata; Actinopteri; Cyprinodontiformes; Poeciliidae
Gene: fam107b
Product: family with sequence similarity 107 member B
Exons: 4
Coding region: 211-615 (134 amino acids)
Source: RefSeq, a predicted model, not a curated record